AUGAUUUUCAAAAAUACUUGUUGCAGUUUUCUUCGACUCUACCUCAUCCUAGUGGCAUGUCUUGUUUUUCAACGUUGUGCUUAUGCUAACCAUACUUCAACUCUGGUUGUAGAUGCUUCUGGUUCAUCUGGAAGGCCAAUUCCUGAAACUCUUUUUGGAAUAUUUUUUGAGGAGAUCAAUCAUGCUGGUGCUGGUGGAUUGUGGGCAGAGCUUGUGAACAACAGAGGUUUUGAAGCCGGGGGCACUCGAGUUCCAUCAAAUAUUGAACCAUGGACUAUUGUUGGACAAGAAUCAGAAAUUUUUAUAGAAACUCAACGUAGUUCUUGCUUUGAACACAACAAGGUUGCAUUGAAAAUGGAUGUGUUGUGCGAUAAUUGCCAUGAUGGUGUUGGUAUCUCUAAUCCUGGUUUUUGGGGCAUGAAUAUUGUGCAAGGGAAGAAAUACAAAGUUGUCUUCUUUGUUAGAUCAAAAGCACCAAUAGAUAUGAAAGUAUCAUUCAGAAAAACUGAAGGUGGAGGGAUAUUGGCUUCUAGCAAUAUCAAAGCUUCUGCAUCAGAAGUUUCAAAGUGGAAAAGGAUGGAGACUACAUUAGUAGCUGAUGCAUCAAGUUCCAAGUCAAGUUUGUAUUUAACAACAACCAAAAAAGGGGUGAUAUGGUUGGACCAAGUGUCUGCUAUGCCUUUGGACACAUUUAAGGGACAUGGUUUCCGAAGUGACUUGGUUAAUAUGCUAUUAGUAUUGAAACCAGCCUUUUUCAGAUUUCCAGGUGGCUGUUUUAUUGAAGGACAAACAUUAAGAAAUGCAUUUCGGUGGAAAGAUAGUGUUGGACCUUGGGAACAGAGACCUGGGCACUUUGGUGAUGUUUGGAGUUAUUGGACAGAUGAUGGACUUGGUUAUUUUGAGGGUCUUCAACUAGCAGAGGACAUUGGUGCAAAGCCAUUGUGGGUAUUUAACAAUGGCAUAAGCCAUACCGAUGAAGUUGAUACCAGUGUCAUCACACCUUUUGUGCAAGAUGCCCUUGAUGGUAUCGAGUUUGCCAGAGGUACAGCUACUUCAACAUGGGGUUCCCUUAGAGCAUCUAUGGGGCACCCAAAGCCUUUUGACCUAAAAUAUGUCGCUGUAGGAAAUGAAGAUUGUGGGAAGAAAAACUACCUAGGAAACUACCUAGCUUUCUACAAGGCAAUAAAGCAUGCUUAUCCAGAUAUUCAAAUUAUUUCAAAUUGUGAUGCUUCUGCCAAACCUUUAGAUCACCCAGCAGAUCUCUAUGAUUAUCACACUUAUCUUCAUGAAUAUCAACAUAUGUUUAAUAACGCCCAUGCGUUUGAUAAGACACCACGAGAUGGUCCAAAGGCUUUUGUGAGUGAGUAUGCUCUAAUUGGAGACAAAGAAGCUAAGCUUGGAACCCUUUUGGGAGCUGUGUCCGAAGCUGGAUUCCUUAUUGGAUUAGAAAGAAACAGUGAUCAUGUGAUAAUGGCUAGCUAUGCGCCACUUUUUGUAAAUGCAAAUGACAGGAAGUGGAACCCAGAUGCAAUUGUCUUUAAUUCCGAUCAGGCUUAUGGAACUCCUAGCUAUUGGGUGCAGUUUAUGUUUAAAGAGUCAAAUGGAGCAACAUUUCUCAAAUCACAACUUCGAACACCUGACCCUAAUUCAGUUGUUGCAUCUGCAAUUCUUUGGGAAAAUUCCCAUAAUAAGAGAAGUUACUUGAGAAUAAAGGUUGCAAACGUGGGAGACUAUCAAGUAAAUCUCAACAUUUUACUUGAUGGAAUUGAGAGUUCAAAUCUAUCUAAGGCAACAAAAACAGUGCUAACAUCUGCAAAUGCAUUAGAUGAGAAUAACUUCGCAAACCCAAAAAAGAUAGUACCAAAGCGAAGUCCACUUGAGAGUCCUGGCAAGGAGAUAAAUGUCAUACUUCCUCCAAUUUCAUUGACAGUAUUUGAUUUAUUAAAAACUCAAUGAUUAGAAAACCAUUAAAUUUUAGAGUACAAUUCACAUCUAUUGCUAAACUUUUGUAUAGGUGACAUGUGUCAAUUUGAGAGUUGUUAUAAAGGGUGGUCUUUUUUA
This is a messenger RNA of Cajanus cajan (pigeon pea), 2061 nucleotides long. Its product is annotated as alpha-L-arabinofuranosidase 1. NCBI's taxonomy places the organism in Eukaryota, Viridiplantae, Streptophyta, Magnoliopsida, Fabales, Fabaceae. The record is from RefSeq and is a predicted model, not a curated record. Gene Ontology annotation, molecular function: alpha-L-arabinofuranosidase activity. Gene Ontology annotation, biological process: L-arabinose metabolic process.